Cyprinus carpio (common carp) is the source of this 3023-nucleotide messenger RNA. Its product is annotated as inositol polyphosphate multikinase-like. The record is from RefSeq and is a predicted model, not a curated record. The transcript has 6 exons. Bases 657 to 1748 code for a protein of 363 amino acids. Gene Ontology annotation, cellular component: cytoplasm; nucleus. Gene Ontology annotation, biological process: inositol phosphate biosynthetic process. Gene Ontology annotation, molecular function: inositol-1,4,5-trisphosphate 3-kinase activity; inositol tetrakisphosphate kinase activity. NCBI's taxonomy places the organism in Eukaryota, Metazoa, Chordata, Actinopteri, Cypriniformes, Cyprinidae.
UUAGUCACAGUAACUGAACGUUCAGCUGCUUAAACAGACUUUUAUCGUAUCUGAAGAUUACACUGUUUUCUACCCGGAAGUAUUUACAAUUAAGGCGAGCGGCCCUACUACCCUCCGUUAAUGUUAGAGUUCAUGUUUUUGCUGUUAAUGUUUUCCUAAUCCCGAAAUGAUAUCCCGUGUAGACGACGUUUACUGAGGAAUAAUAAAAACUAGCUCGACGUAUUCUGUGUUGUCCCGCUCGCGCGCUGUGCGUCGUGACGUCACACGCAGCGCGUCUCUGAGUGUGCGGGGCGGAAACAAGCAGCAAAAGCGUUCGCAGAGCCGCGAGUUCCCGUGCGACAUGACUAACUCCGCCAGAAUAUCGUGUCAAUCUGUGUACUCCGCUCGUUCCGUAUCUAGCAUCUCGUACCAAUUACCGCGGGAGGAGUGUAAACAUUUCUGAAGUCAGGAAGUGGGAUGUGGCCCAGGUGAAAAGCUCGUUAUAUGGUUGCGCGCGUGGGCACCGGGACUGAUGGCACGCGAUCGGUCACACACAUCAGGACGGCGCGUCGAGAGUGUGCGGUCAAUAUGUGAAUUUGUGUGUGGACAGUAGUUGAGAGAACUAAAGAGCUAUUGCAGUGAAGUCUUGUCUGUGUGAGUGUCAGCUCAGCAUCAUUAUGGACUCGUCUGUGGCGCUGGGGAGGCUGGAGCUCGCGCGUCCGGUAACGACACACGGCUCGUGUUUACCGGAGGGCGCGCACGGCGCUCACCUGAACGGCUGCGUGCCGCUCUCUCAUCAGGUGGCCGGACACAAGUAUGGCGUGGAUAAAGUGGGUAUCUUGCAACAUCCUGAUGGUACGGUCCUGAAACAGCUGCAGCCUCCUCCAAGAGGACCCAGAGAGAUGCAGUUUUACAGUAUGGUGUAUUCUGAAGACCACUGCGACCCCUGUCUUGUAGACCUCCAAGCGCAGCUUCCCAAGUACUAUGGCACAUGGUCCUCACCUGAUGCUCCCACAGACCUGUACCUCAAGCUGGAGGACGUGACACGCAGGUUUCAGAAGCCAUGCAUCAUGGACGUGAAGAUCGGCCAGAAGAGCUAUGACCCUUAUGCUUCACAGGAGAAACGGGAACAGCAGAUCAGGAAAUACCCACUGAUGGAGGAGAUCGGCUUCUUGGUUUUGGGAAUGAGGGUGUAUAAAUAUUCCAGUGACGAGCAACAUCCUCAUUGUACUGCAGGUUUAUCCAAGUUCUUCUACAACGGCGACAUUCUUCGCAAAGACGCCAUCACUGCCAGCAUUCUCAAAGUCCAGAAGAUCCUUCAGUGGUUUGAGGGCCAGAGUCGGUUCAACUUCUACUCAACCCCUAUUCUCUUCUCCCACAACCUGAUCUGUGUGCCCGGUCUUGUCUCUCAGAGCCUACGGGAUAGCCAGAUCGCACUCGAGGCCUGUGAGCAGAACAACAACAUCAAUCAGAGCCUCUCAACGAUGUACUCCCUGCACAAGAAAAGCUGCGCCCAGAGCCACUACCAAGCCAAACAGGACAACAGCGUUAGGAGCUCCUCACAGCAGCCCAACGGCAACCGCGGCUUGGCAAGACUGGAAGAGGACAGGAAGGAGAGCAAGAGUCAAGCGGGACAGGAAACGGUCCAUGACGUGGAGGUAAAGAUGAUUGACUUUGCACAUGUCUUCUCUAGUGACGUUCCCGACCAGGGUUACAUCUAUGGCCUGAAGAACCUACUCAAGGUCCUGCAUCAGAUUCUGGAGGAGUGAUGGAACAGUUCAAUGUUGUUGAAGGUAUGAAUUUUGUAGCCACUUUCAUGUCCGCCUACCUGGCUUUCUCUAAUCUGCACUACCUACACCAUCAGUGGAGUAACAUGUUUGUAAUCCUUCGUCUAAUGUAUGUGCUUUAGUCUUUUAAAAGCUUUGUAUAAUUUGUUAUGAUAUCUUACUCAGGUAAAUGAAUCUAUAGUGCUUGUAUAAUUUUCCAGACAAAAGAAGAAACACUCUCAUCAUAUUAUGCCUCAGAUAUUAGUUCCUGUUUCCAGAGCCAUUGCAGGAUUUUUUUUUUUAAAUCAGUGUUAUUAAAAAUAGGAAUUUGAUGAGUGAAGAUAUAGGAAAAUAUAUUUGAUGUUUCUUUCGCAUAUGCUGCCAGUAUGACCCUGCCUGUUUCAGACCUGUUGAAUUGUGAAUUUUAUCUCAAAUUAUUAUUAUUAUUUUUUUUAUGUGAUUUGAAAAGAAUUAAACCUUUGUGUGUUCAUGUUCUGUGAUUACUGAUGCAAUAUGACUGAAACAACAAUGAAAGUAAUGAAGUUGAGAUCAUUUAUUUUUUUCAUUGUACAGCCCCUUCGGUGUGUCUACAUCAAAUGCCAAAGUUUCCAUCAGUGAAGUGAACUGGAAUUGUUAUUUUAGUAAUACAGUCUUCUUCUGACCACUAACCAAUUCACUUGGGUGUCCAGGUAUUAGUGAUUGCAUAGGACAUGAUAGGAACUCCUGAAAAAGACAUUUAAUGUGACUCAAUAUGAGAGGACAAAUAAGAAUACCCUCAAAAUUGUAAACAAAUAUUUUAAUCUCAGAAAUUGAUUUUUAUUUUUAUUUUGUUGUUCUUAUUUUUUUUCUUAUUAUUAUUUUAGCAUAUGUGAUUUAUCAGUAACCAUUUAACUUGUGUAACUUGUGCUUUUAUUGUUUAUAUAUUAUGUUUAUUAGCAGCAGAGACUACCUUUUUUUCCUUUUUCUUCUUUUUUUAACCAAGGCCUAUUCAGGGUUCCCACCGUCAUUAAAAAACUUGCAAAUAUUAGAGAAUUUCAAAACAACAAUAAAACUAAAAUUUUAUUUUAUUUUUAUUUAUUUAUUUUUAUGCUCCGAAAAUGUCAUUGUUUUGUGUUAUGUUUUAUUUGCUUGGUUAUGAUUGAUGUCAAAAGACCACAGCUAGUAUAAUGCGGCAAGUGUACGAAAAAACAAUUCCAUAUUCUUGUUCACAUGCACCUUUAAAGUGGCACAACAUAGGGACUGUUUGGACCAAUAAAGACAAAAAGUGCAUAAAUAGCA